Molecule: messenger RNA, 631 nt
Organism: Populus euphratica (Euphrates poplar)
Lineage: Eukaryota; Viridiplantae; Streptophyta; Magnoliopsida; Malpighiales; Salicaceae
Product: Peptidyl-tRNA hydrolase II (PTH2) family protein
Exons: 2
Coding region: 129-551 (140 amino acids)
Molecular function (GO): peptidyl-tRNA hydrolase activity
Source: RefSeq, a predicted model, not a curated record
UUUCACCACGUCGUUUAACCCCCUCCCUCCGUCACCUCACACCUUCAAGAUCCAAAAUUAGGGCUCGUGACCUCUCCUUCCCCUUCCGCGUUACAACUCUGUCACUAACCCAACUCGCGUCGAGCUCCAUGAGUCAGUUCACCACAGAUUCAGAACCCAAUCCACAAAACGAAGAAAAGAAAGCAGAGAACUCAGAUGAGGUGUUGGUGCAGUAUGUGGUGUUAAGGAGAGACCUAAUAGACACGUGGCCGAUGGGGAGUGUGGUGACACAGGGAUGCCAUGCCUCUGUUUCGGUCAUUUGGUCACACAAGGAGGAUCCUCAUACUCUUCAGUAUUGUAGCCCUGAAAAUAUCGAUUCUAUGCAUAAGGUUACUCUGGAGGUGAAAGGAGAACCUCAAAUCUUGAACUUGUCAGAGAAGCUCAAAGCUGGAGGUAUUGCUCAUAAACUCUGGAUUGAACAGCCAGAAAACAUUCCUACUUGUCUUGCUACGAAGCCUUAUCCUAAAUCUGUAGUGGCAUUGUUUUUUAAAAAGUUGAAACUUUGCAAGUGAUGUAUUUUGGAUAUUACUGAUUCAUAAACAAUUUUGCAUUUUCUUCCCUGCUUGCUAACAAUUAUGAAUUAGCUGCAAAA